Molecule: messenger RNA, 195 nt
Organism: Effrenium voratum
Lineage: Eukaryota; Dinophyceae; Suessiales; Symbiodiniaceae
Source: the annotation of a GenBank genome assembly
CCGGGGGUUCGAACCUUCGCGCGCGCUCAAAGAGCGCGCCAGAGCGCUGCGCGGAGGCGUGCUGGAGCUCGCCAGAUGGCGACGCUCCAGUCCACUGUUGACCUGCAGGUGCCGCCCGGAACUGGCGAAGACAUCUUCGAAGUCGUGGUGCUGUGCGCGGUGCUGUGCACCGUGGUGGUGAUCCCUUGCGUAGCU